CACAAUGCUCCUUAUUACCAGCAGCACUUCCUUAUACAACUGCAGUUAAAAUGAAGCUGCUACACGCUUGCCAGUUCCUGCUCCUUUGUUAUUUUAUCUGCAUUACAGAUUGUGCUUCAUUCAGAUUUGCAUCUUAUUAUGCCAGCCACAUGGUUUUGCAACAGAAGCCCUCACAAGCUGUUAUAUGGGGCUAUGGUGAAGUUGGAGCUGCAGUCACAGUCUCUCUUUUUAAUGGGUCUGACACCAUUUCAAAAAAGUCUGUACCCAUAAAUGAUGAUGCAGGUGUCUGGAAAGUACUGCUGGAUCCUGUUGAUCAUGGAGGGCCCUACUGGUUACUUGCCCAGCAACGUUACCAAAAAGAUAUUACUGACUUGGCAUUGCAUGACCUUUUAUUUGGUGAUGUUUGGCUUUGUAGUGGACAGAGCAAUAUGGAGAUGACUGUUUCACAGGUAUUUAAUGCUAGUGAAGAACUGGCAAAAGCUGCUGACUAUCCUACCAUUAGAUUAUUUACUGCAGCAUUAGAAGUAUCUCUAGAGGAACUUGAUGACCUUGCAAAGGUAGACUUACAAUGGUCAGCACCAACCCCUGAAAAUCUUGGAAAUGGCGAGUUUACAUAUUUUUCUGCUGUAUGCUGGCUGUUUGGUCGACAUUUGUCACGCAGACUGAAGUAUCCUAUUGGAUUAGUGGAGUCUGUAUGGGGAGGAACGCCUGUUGAGGCUUGGUCCUCGAAAAGAGCACUACAAAAAUGUGGGCUUUCUCAACAUAUGGAAUGUGCCUCUAGUAGGUCAAUGUACGCAGGGCCUUGUAACUACACGGUACUGUGGAAUGCAAUGAUACACCCUUUGCUCAAUAUGACUAUUAAAGGAGCUAUUUGGUAUCAAGGUGAGCAGAACACAGGUAUGAACACUGACUUAUAUAACUGCACAUUCCCAGCCCUCAUAGAAGACUGGAGACUAUCAUUUCAUGAAGGCACAAAUGGACAGACUGAUAGAUACUUCCCCUUUGGAUUUGUUCAGUUAUCUACAUAUCAGAAAAGCCAGCAAAAUGAUAAUUAUCCUGUCAUUAGAUGGCAUCAAACUGCUGAUUAUGGUUAUGCUCCUAAUCCAAAGAUGAAUAACACAUUUAUGGCUGUUGCAAUGGAUCUUGGGGAUGAUAACUCUCCAUAUGGAUGUGUUCACCCAAGAGACAAACAAACUGUUGCAUAUCGACUGUAUCUGGGAGCAAGAGCUAUUGCUUAUGGUGAAAAAAAUGUUCCCUUUCAGGGUCCAUUUCCAACCAAAUUUGAAAUAUUUUACAAAGAAUCAUAUAUAAACAUUACAUAUGAUCAGAAACUUCUAAUAACUCAUUUAAGUGACAGCAUUUUUGAGGUGCUUUGUGACUCAAAGGAUGAAACAGUGGGUGGCUGGUUUCCUGUGCCAGUAACAUCAGCAUGUUCUAACGUGGUCACUGUGUACUUUAAAGGCUGCUCACAAAUUUCAGGAAUACGCUAUGCAUGGGAGGACUGGCCCUGUGAAUACAAAAAGUGCCCUAUUUAUAGUAUUCAGAAAAAACUACCCGCUCCUCUCUUUGUAGAGUAUUUUAAGAAAUAAAAACCAGGGAUAUUAAAUACUGGCAAUGAUAAACUGUUUCAGAACAUUGUUUUUGAUACAAAUAAUUACUGUACAUUUAAAAAUACACCCGAUGAAUAGGCCUUGUGCUCAAAACAGACUUUUUGCAUAUUGUUUUAGUCAAAAGAAUCUAACUGAGGAGCAAAUAUGGAGUAGUUUCAAUAUUCUUGUUUAGAUCAAGAAAUAACAACAAGCAGAGAUUUACAACAAGCAAAAGAUAUGUUCAGCACAAGCUCUUCUAAAUUUCUUACACACAUACAGUAUUGUGCCUGGAGGCACAGUAUUACAUAGUGGAUGUAGGUAAUACAUUGUUUGUGAUUACUCCUUUUCCUUGGAGUAAGAGAGGCAUUAAUCCCUGACUAUUAGUGGAGUUGAAAGGAGUUAGGGUGAGAGAGGUUGUGCUUGUGUCAAUUAUAUCUAUGCAAAACCACUAUGUGACACUCCAAUAUAUUUUGAAACAAGUUGUGACACACCAAAGCCCUUGCACUGCAUAAAUAAAAUGUUUUAAAAUUUCUAAUAUUAUUCUCUGCACUAAAUGGGUGAUUAGACUUGGCAUCUAUAAACAGCAUAACCAUUCAUAAAUUUUUCUUUUCUGAAUUAAAAUGUGAUGUAAAAUUGUUGCAAAAUUGGUGCUUUAUUACAUGCAUUGAAUAUUUCAAUAGAAAAUUAUUACGCUUUGUAACAUAUGCACUGUUUGACAAAGAACAGAUUUCACACUGUAUAAUCAUAAUUAGAUAUUUAUAAAUCAGUGCCGUGCUUGAAGCAAGUGCCCCCCAGCUCAUACCCUAUGGAAAGGCAUAGAGAACAGGUACAGGUAAUGUGGUCUUUGUAGUGGAUAGAUUUAUGUAUUAUCAAUACUGAGUUCAUUGGGGGCCAGGAUAAGUGCAGAAGAUAGUAAGGGACAUAGGACAUAUGAUUUAGUGUAUAGUGUCUUGUUUUUCCCCACCAAAAAAGAGGACUGGAACAGGAACAAUCUCUGUUGGAAGGUACACUGACGCUCACCUCAAUAUUAACUUUUAGUAUGAUGCAGACAGCAAUAUUCAAAGGCAGUUUAAAGUUUAGUUUUUUUAAUUAUUUACUUUUGUUCCUGCUUGCUCUUAAGCUUGGAGAUUUAACUGCUAUGUGGUUGCUUGGAGUUCAUUUCCCUAGCUACCAGACAGCCAGCAGAAAGACAGAAUGGAAUAUGGAUUAGAGAGGGUCUGAACAGAAAGAUAAUCAAUAAAACAACCAUAACAAUAACAGUGAAGACUAAUAUUUGUCUUUUAUUUGCUAUGUUCAGUUUAUAGUAAAUUGAGUACAGAGACAUGGGGGGGAAUUCACAAAAGUGGUGAUAUUGAGACAAAAUAAAAGUGGAGAUAGAUUUGUCAGAUUUUCCACCUAAUUCAUAAAUCUCCACUUUUGUGAAUUCAUCUUUUAAACAGACAGUUUUCAGAUUUUGUCAUUUUCCUGACAUUUUUUUUAAUGAAUUUGCCUUUAGCUGUUAGUAAAUGUGUCGGUGCCAUCAAACUCAGUCCCACAGCUACAGGAGCCUUGGGGUAAGGGUUUUACCAACAGGAUUUUGUAUUUCAUAUGCUAUUUGUCAUUUCACAUUGGGAGCAUUUCCUGAGGGGUAAUUUUAGUUUGCCCAGGGAAACUAUACAUCAUUUUUUUCAGAACAAUCUGGGCUUUCUAAUGUUUUCUAUAUUUCUGUGUAAUUCCACUUCUGUAACAAGAUUUAAGGGUCUGAAUACCUUCUUCUCUAGCCCCUACUCAUUACUGGUCAGCAGCAAUCUGGGCCACACACCAACAUGCCAAGUAAAAUGAGGUCCAACAGGACUGGGAACCACCGGGUCUUUAUCGAGUGCCCUGUUGGGCCAGUCAAACCCUGUACCCCAAAAUCUAAGUUUGGGUGCCAGUGUGCAUGUGCUGUUUGCUAAUCACCAAGAUGGCGGCUGGGAACAGGUGGGGGACCAAUGCUGUCAGGCAGCUCUGUAGUUCUGGACACGCUAUGGGGGCACAGAUAAGUUGGGGCAAAUGUCAGUGAAGUGAUUAAAGAGGGGGCACUGCUGCUAAAACUAAAAAUUUGCCCGGGAGGCUUUACUUUUCCUUUCAAUAAAAAUGUUUACAAUAUAUUCACACAAAAUGUUAUUAUUGGCUCAUUGAUUAAGCUUAAAAUAGCAUAACAAUGCAGGUAAAAUCUUUUUAUAUAUAAGAUAUAAAUUAAACUUUUUUUUAAUCAGAGUUUUACUUGUUUAUAAAAUGUUAAUGAGGCUAUUUGUGCCUAUUGUUCUAUGGUUAGACAGAAACUUGUCCCCUAACAAUAGUCUGCUAAUCCCCAUUAAUAUGUUACUGAUCCCCCAAUGGGGCCUCUACCAGAGGUGUUAAUUGGAGAUUAGGUGAAACCAAACAAAACGGAAAGGUUUAGAAUUGAUCUAACAGAGUUACACUGAGCUUUACUCCAUUUUGAAAAUGUCAGAAAAAAUGUCGUUAAAACGACAUAUAAAUGUCAUUUUAACGACAAAUUCACAAAAGUGUCUGCAAACACAUAUAGUUUCUAUCAAAGAAAUAGUUUAUCCGUGAUGUGAUCAUUCACCCUUAAUGCCUGCUUGCAUACUGUUAAUUGUCAUGUUAACAUUUUGAAAAUAAAGAAAUUAAACAAAAGGUAA
This is a messenger RNA of Xenopus tropicalis (tropical clawed frog), 4252 nucleotides long. It is a transcript of the gene siae, whose product is annotated as sialic acid acetylesterase. The record is from RefSeq and is a predicted model, not a curated record. The transcript is spliced from 10 exons. Gene Ontology annotation, molecular function: sialate O-acetylesterase activity. The coding region runs from base 51 to 1589 and encodes 512 amino acids. NCBI's taxonomy places the organism in Eukaryota, Metazoa, Chordata, Amphibia, Anura, Pipidae.